This is a messenger RNA of Camponotus floridanus (Florida carpenter ant), 12013 nucleotides long. It is a transcript of the gene wb, whose product is annotated as laminin subunit alpha-1. Gene Ontology annotation, cellular component: basement membrane. The coding region runs from base 710 to 10570 and encodes 3286 amino acids. The transcript has 43 exons. Gene Ontology annotation, biological process: axon guidance. The record is from RefSeq and is a predicted model, not a curated record. NCBI's taxonomy places the organism in Eukaryota, Metazoa, Arthropoda, Insecta, Hymenoptera, Formicidae.
CGUGCCGUUCGUGUCGCAGCGUUGCUCGGUGUGAUUCUCUCCCUCUUGCGUGCGAAUUCGACGCCUUAUAUCGACAAUUUCACUUUAUUAUAAGCGCGAAACUUCAGAGUGCCAAACCGCGAAGUGCAGUGUUUCUCGUCGUAUACGCGGAAAAAGCAAGUGAUAAACGCACGUGCGUCGAUGAAAAAAAUCCCUCGUCUCGUGAAAAGAGCAACAAGUGAACACGUGGAAAAUUCGCGCCACUUGAAUCUCGCGCGAAUUCGCGGAAGGUCAGACGAUCUGAUUUGGAACGCACUACAAGUUCGGCGCCAAGUUCACGCGAUUGGGGAAAACGAGACGACGCUUCACGUCGCGAGAUCUUCGCCGGUACAUUUCGCGGAGAAAUAAGUGCGCGUUGAUAAUCGUUGCCGCUCGUCGGAAUCGUACAAAGGGCUCGCGCGUUGCUCGGUGAAAGUGCUGUGAGAUACGUGACAUCGCUCCCCGAAGAUAUAUGAUAUAUGAUAUUAAUGGCGGCGGGAUGAGUGCGACGGUCGUUUCGAGAAUUUUGACGCAAGAGAGGAGAAGCGCGACGUGUCGAUUCGCCACGUGAGAGACACGAAUCGUCCUGCUCGAGAUUAUCGUGUUGAGUGCAUGUUCAAUUUUCGUGUUACGCGUUUUAUAUAUAUCGCAAAACGAUCGACAUGACGCUCGACGCGACGCGUUUCCGUGAAUGACGGAGAGAAGAGAGGCGAUAGCGCGCGCGCGAAGUGAAGUUCGGAGUGAUUUUGCUGCCCUUCGCUCAUUGAGGAAUUCGCGGGACUAUGUGAGUGUUCUUGUUAAUGAUCGCCUUUAUUCGGAUCGUAUCGAGGAACUGCGGGAAUUCUCGUGGACCAUGACCACUGCCAUGAAGAAGGGCCUCGUGCGUAACGUGACGUUAUGGCGCCUUCUCGCUGUCGCUUUUUCGAUGGUCCUGUGCAAUGUGAACGUCGUUCAAGCAGCGCACGGAUUUCGGCACAACUUCAAACAAGCUUCGAGAGGAUCGUACAGUCAUCGUUCAGCUCUUAAUAAGAAUUUGAAAAAUGGCGGUCUCUUUCCGUCCACGUUCAACGUCGCUGCGAAAGCUGACAUAUUCGUAAACGCGACAUGCGGCAAAGAGGGUCCGGAAACUUUUUGCAAGCCUUCGGAGUUGUCGAGAUGCGCCGUUUGCGAUUCUAGGAGUCCCGAUCCUGGCAAGAGGCACAACAUCAGCAACGUGCUCGAUCCGAAUCCUAGCAAAUGGUGGCAGAGUCCCACGUUGGCCAAAGGCGAUCAGUACGAAUACGUGACGAUUCUUCUGGAUUUGAAACAGAUCUAUCAAGUCGAGUACGUGAUCGUGAAGGCCGCGAAUUCGCCGAGACCCGCGGCCUGGAUUCUGGAGAGAUCCUUGGACGGCGAGAGCUUCCAACCGUGGCAAUAUUACGCGCCGAGCGACGAAGAAUGUUGGACGAGAUAUUCGGCACCGCCUGUCGCGGGCAAACCCGUUUACGACGACGAGGUCAUAUGCGCCAGUCAGUACUCCAGAGCAACCCCCAUGGAGAACGGCGAGAUCCAUACGUACCUGGUGAGCGGUCGACCCGGAGCCGUGAACCACACUGCGACUCUACAGGAAUUCACCCAGGCCAGAUACGUGCGACUGCGUCUUCAGGGUCUUCGACGUAGCGGCGAGGCUUUCGCCGACAAAAGACGUGCCUUCUACUCGAUAAAGGAAAUUAACAUCGGGGGACAGUGUCUAUGCUCAGGACACGCGUCUCGUUGUCUGUACAGCGUUCAUCACGGGCAUCAAGAAUGCCAAUGCGAGCGCCACACGUGCGGCGAAAGGUGCGAAAAAUGCUGCCCCAUGUACAAUCAGAUUCCUUGGAGGCCGGGCACAGCUGGCAAGGGCUUUCACUGCGAGAUGUGCAACUGCAACGGCCACGCAACGUCCUGCGUAUACGACCAGGAAGUGGCCGACAAGAGAAUGUCCAUGGAUAUCCGUGGGAAAUACCGAGGCGGUGGCGUGUGCGUCAAUUGCACGGAUUACACGACUGGCAUCAAUUGCGAAAACUGCGAGAUCGGCUAUUACAGACCGAAUGGUAUUACGCCUGAUGCACCAGAACCAUGCCUGCCCUGCGACUGCAAUAUACAUGGUAGUACAGGCUACUGCACUCCCGAUGAUUCCUAUACGCGUAUGGGAAAGGUAGCGGGCGCCUGCGAGUGCAAGCCAGGAUAUUCGGGGUACAAGUGCGAUCAGUGUGCGGCCGGCUAUCGACAGUUUCCCGAUUGCAUGCCGUGUCCCUGCGACUCCCGCGGGAUUCUGCCGUCUCACGAUUGCGAGGGCGAUUGCUUGUGCAAGGCCAACGUCGCCGGAAACUUUUGCGAUCGAUGCAAACCGGGAUACUUUGCACUCACGAAGGACAAUCUCGACGGCUGCUUGCCCUGUUACUGCUUCGACGCGACAAAUCGCUGCACCACUGCCAGAUUAUCGUACAGCAUGGUUUCUACGUUAGAAAACUGGUUGGUGACCGACAUGAACGCAUCUCGGCCAGUCGUUCCCACCUUGGACGCGGACAACGGAUGGCUGACCAUAGCAGCGUUCGAGGUCGAAUACGACAGCCCCUUCUGGCUGGCGCCACAGAUCUACACGGGAAAUCGCGUAUCCUCCUAUGGCAGCAAUCUCACGUACUCGGUUACGUGGGUCGUCAUGCGAGGCGACACCAGCGGCAAACCCACUACGGAGCCCAGCGUCAUCCUAGUGGGUAACAAUGGGAUGCGCAUAGCGUACGGCGAGGAACAGUACAAUGGUCAAGAGGCUGAAAUCACUGUGCCUUUGCGAGAACAGGGCUGGUAUCACGUGCGAAGCGAAGUUCAGGACAUUUCGACGAAACCGAGGUUGAGGAGGACCGAGUUUCGCGGCGAUCCUGUUACGAGGACGCAGAUGAUGCACGUUCUCGCUGAUCUAAAGUAUCUGAUGAUAAGAGCGCGUUAUCAUUCGGAGCAAAUCGAAGGAAGUCUCCAAUCUGCCAUAUUGGCGGUGGGCGAAUUAUCGUCAGAUGGCGAAACCGACAGUUUAGUCGAAAUGUGCGAGUGUCCCGAAGGAUAUGCGGGAAUAUCCUGUGAGAGAUGCGCUUGGGGAUAUGUCAGCGUGCCGAUCAAUAGUUCCAAUCAUCAGGAUCAUCAUAUAUGCGUGAAGUGCGACUGCAAUAAUCACUCGGGCUCCUGCGAUCUCGUGAUGGGUGAAUGUGGGAUAUGCGAACACCAUACUGUGGGUCCAAAAUGCGAUCGUUGCGCUAUAGGAUAUUACGGUAUCGCAACGAGAGGCACCAGUGAAGAUUGUAAGAAAUGCGCUUGCCCACUUUCCAUCGAAUCCAACAAUUUCAGCCCGAGUUGUCAGCUAGAUGAACCGACUGAUAUUAACAGUGGAUAUGUGUGCACGCAAUGCCCCGAAGGCUACACCGGAGAUCAUUGCGAAAGUUGUGAUGUAGGAUUUUACGGUAAUCCUGUGACUCCCGGUGGCACUUGUCAACGGUGUCCUUGCAACGGUGGUGCCUGCGAUCAGGAAACAGGUCGCUGUUUAGAGUGUCGCGGCAAUACCGAAGGCUGGAAAUGCGACAGAUGCAAGGAGGCACAUUUCGGGAAUCCUUCGGAACAGAAUUGCAUGCCGUGCAACUGCUCUCCCUUCGGUAGCAAUUCCGUCCAAUGCGACCAGAAGACUGGUCAGUGUCUCUGUGGACUUUUGUUCAUCGGUCGUGACUGUUCCUCCUGCAUCGAAGGCUAUGGGAACGUGACUGCAGGUUGCCGGGAAUGCGACUGCGACGUGGGUGCCAUGAACGACGGACUCUGCGAUCCCGUAAGCGGUGUGUGCAGGUGCGCGCCAGGAGUCAUCGGCUUCCGGUGCGAUCGUUGCGACGUGGACCACUAUGGCCUAUCGGCGGAAGGUUGCAAGGGAUGUGGCUGCAAUAACUUGGGCUCCGCAAGUUCAGCCUGCGACAUCGUGUCCGGGCAAUGUCAGUGCAAACCGCAAGUUAUUGGCAGGCAGUGCGACGAAUGCAAGAUUGGUUAUUGGGGUUUGGCAACGGGGGUGGGUUGCACGGCUUGCGACUGCGAUUCCAUGGGAUCCUACAACGCCUCCUGUCACAGCAAUACAGGACAAUGUUAUUGUAAGCCGGGUGUAAGUGGUUCGCGCUGUGACAAUUGUCUUCCUGGAUAUUAUGGAUUUUCAUCGAACGGCUGUCAAUUGUGCGACUCGUGCGUGCGACCCGGUCAUGUGUGCGACCCCGACACCGGUCGCUGCGUGUGUCCCCGUCUGACCUAUGGCGAACACUGCGACCGGUGUAGACCCGGCGCUUGGGACCUAGUGCCACAGGUCGGCUGCAGACCCUGCGCGUGCACAUUGGGCGCCACGCGAUCCCAAUGCGAUCAUCAGGGUCAGUGUCCCUGCAGAAUCGGUUACGACGGCCUCAGGUGCGAGAGAUGUGCCAGAGGUUACUACGGUUACCCGAGGUGUCGUCCUUGCGGCUGCAACAUCGCCGGCACGACGCAGUGUCAGGAUGGUAUCUGCGAGUGCGACGACAAGGGACAGUGUCCUUGCAAGGAACUGGUCGUUGGAAGACAGUGCAAUCAAUGCAAAGAAGGCACGUUCGGUCUUGCGAUGGACAAUGCCAGAGGAUGUACCGAGUGCUUUUGCUUCGGAAGAAGCACACUGUGUCAGCAAGCUGGACUCAGUUGGGGUCAACGCAGAUUGACACAUCCUCGCGUUCUUUACAUCAAUGAGACAGCCAGCGAUGUAACAAUAAUGGGCUUUGGCUCCACAACCGUACUGCCAUCGGUGAACGGAGGCUUGAACGUGACAAACGGUCUCUCUGUAAUUCCUGGAUCCGAUGGUGACGUUAUAUUGCCUCCACAUCUUUAUUAUAAUUAUCCCUUAUAUUGGAGAUUGCCGGAUUCUUUCCUAGGCGAUAAGGUUGUCUCUUAUGGAGGAUUCCUACGCUUUAAGACCUCAACGGAAGGUGGAAUACCUCUGAGAUCGAAUCUUCGAUAUCCUAUUGUGCAGUUGCAAGGCAAUAACAAGAUUAUCUUGGAAUAUUAUCUACAUCUACCAGUAAACGAUAAUCGUUAUGCAGUCAGAUUCCACGAGUCAUUGUGGCAAUUACAAAACAGGCCGGAUUACAAAGUUUCCAGGGAGUUACUAAUGGUUGCAUUACAAAAUCUUCAGUACAUCCUUGUAAAAGCUUCGGACAACGGCGAAUUUACAAAAACCACACUCUUGGAAGCAUCUCUCGACGCCGCCGUUUUGACGCCCACACACUCGCCACCGUUGGCGAUUGGCGUAGAGAUUUGCCAGUGCCCGACGGAAUACAACGGCACAUCCUGCCAGGAUCCCAGCAUCGGCUUUUACAGAUGGUACAAGAACACCACUGCCACGUCCACCAUCGUGAUUGAUCUUGUCGGACAAGCCAGGCGCUGCCAGUGCAACGGAAGAUCCAACGUGUGCGACAGGGAGACGGGAUAUUGCUUGAAUUGCCAGGAAAAUACGGUUGGCGCAUAUUGCAACGUUUGCGCUGAUAGUUUCUAUGGUCAUCCGGAAUUCGGAGGCUGCAAACCAUGUCCGUGCCCACAGAUUGACAAAAGAUUUUCGAGUACCUGCGUAAUUCGUGGGAACAAUGAACCCAUUUGUCACUGCAAGCCAGGUUACAUCGGUAGAAAAUGCGAACGUUGCGCCUAUGGCUAUUAUGGCUCUCCUGAUCUUCCGGAAGGCAAGUGCGUUCCGUGUGAUUGCAACUUAGCAGGAAGUUUGAGCGACACCUGCGACAGCGAGACAGGGCAGUGCAAAUGCAAGCCCGGCUCUACGGGCAGAGAUUGUUCCCAGUGCACGGCGUAUCGUCACGUUUAUAUAAAUGACGUUUGCACUUCAUGCGAUGACAAUUGCACGGGAAUUUUGCUGGAUACCGUCGCAACGCUAUCCAAUGUAUUGGCUACGGGAACGAGUCACAUAGCAGACGGAUAUAUCCCACCUCCGUGGAAAGAAUUGACAUAUAUCGAUUCCAUUGUUACCGGACAUUUCAAAGAAUUGGAACUACGAACUCGUCUACAGCAAAGAAUGAAGACUGUACCUUGGCAUGGAUAUAAGAAACUUGCUGAAGAUGUUGAAAUUAUAUUAAGAAACAUGAGCAAGUGUGCGAAAUAUGCCGAUACCUUGAAGCUUAAGAGUGGAGACUUGAAAAAUAAUAUUUUCACCGGAAAAAUUAUGCUUAAUAAUUUAAAAAAAGACCUAGAAGAUACGAUUUCGGAACUCAACCAAUACAGUAAUGAUAAUAGGAGAAUAGAAAUCAAGAAAGCUUUAAAAGCAGGGAAGAUGAUCUUAAAUUAUCUGAAAUCUGUCAAUAUAGCCCAGAGAACCAUGGAGGUGGAAAAUUUUCUCGAUGAUGUCACCAAGUACGUGGCAUGGUUGAACUCUCUUUACGACACGACUGAACCUUUGUCAGUCGCUCAGGACGACGCUAAAGAUUACGAGAUAAAGUUGAAUGACAUGAGAACAGUUGUAGAAAGUACUAUGGAAACGCUGUUUAGCUACGACGGCUUGUAUAACCAUAUCAAUAAGACAUUCGUCGAGACUAAAAAUCAAUGCGCUCGUAUCGAGACAUUGCACGACGGAACGAACGAAUCGAUAUCUGAUGGGAAGAAACUCAUUGGCGAAGCCAUCGGUUUACUCGUCGACGCGGGGAACAACAUUCAAGAUCAAUCGGAUUGGCGAGACAAAUUGGCGAACUCGACGGAGGAACUCACUAUGAAAGAGGAACAUCAGUAUCAACUGAAUUACGAGUAUGCUAAUAAAUAUGUAGCGCCGGCGGUGCAGCAUGCAAAGAAUCUGUCAAAUUACGUCGACCAGUAUGUCAGCCUCUUUGCCGAGACACGAAACAUCGCGGCGAGCCCUCUAAAAGCCAGUCAGGCUUACAAGAACAUCGUUGACGGUCUGCAAACGGCAAAAAUUACCGCGAUGACAGCCAAGGAAAUCAUCGAGGAAGUGUAUAACGAGGCUUUUCCCCCUUUGGGACAGAAAUCGUUACUGAACGAUGCCAAGGAAGUAUUAGCUAAAUCUUCGCAGCAGUGGAAAACAGCAAAAGAGCAUAGUAAACUCAUCAAGAACGCAAACGUUGACUUGGAGACUCACAAGCAAGCUGUGCUGAUACUGAAGGAUACAUUGAACAACACUGGCAUAAACGAUAAUGAAAUAAAUGUGAAAUUGCGAGAGCUGCAAAGCAAUAGCAAGAAAUUGCAUGAGAAUCUAUUGGAUAUCUUGGAAGAGAAUAAUAAAGUAACGAAGUCUGUAAGUGAUACGCAACGACUGAUCGAUGAUUACACACAAGGCAUUGCCGAUAGACUAAAGCCGAAGUUGCAGGAUUUAAAACGCGAAGGCGAUUCAAAGAUUAGCUUCGCCAGUGAAAAAUUGUCAGAAGCGAUGGGCAGUAUUAAGACAACUGACGCAAAACUGAUAAGUCUGUCCAACGCUGCGAUGAAGCGAAAAGCCGUUUUCGAUAAGUGGAACGACACCUUAGCCACAAAACUGCAGAAUCUUAAAGAUAAAAUCGCAGAGGCCCGAAACACCGCCGAUGGGAUUCGCGUUUCUCUGAGGUCGGUGGAGGGUAAGGAAUGCAUUCGUUCGUACAGACCGGCGAUACUGCAACCUUCGGCAACGACAUCGAUCGUGAUGACGUUUGCGCUUCCAACCGCGCGUAAGGAAGGUUCUCUGUUUUACUUGCCCAGUGGAAUUAAUGACGAUUUCAUCGCUCUAGAAAUAGUUGACAGAAGAGUGCGAUUCCUGUGGAAUGUCGGUGGCGGUACUGGUAUCCUGACGCAUCCUGAAAUUCUCGAAAGCGGCGAUUUGCAGAAUGACAAAUUUUGGUAUCGGAUCGAGGCUGAAAGAACUCGACACACAGGCAAGCUGAGCGUACAUAAACAAACGUCGACAUCCGGAAAGUAUCUCCCCGUCAUUAAUUCGACCAACUCCGAGUACGGUCGUUUCGACGUUCUACCUACAGAUCGAGUGUGGAUAGGAGGUAUUCCUAAAUCGCAGAGAAGACCCAUAGAAUUGAUGGCUAGCAACGGACUUCCGGGCUGCAUUCAUCAGGUGAUCCUCGACGGAAGACAUAUCGGUCUCUGGAAUUUCAUUACAACCGCGCCAGAUAAGGCUUGCAAAGCUUGCGUGGAAGGAGUGGAAGAUGCCAGAGAUGAUGUGGCUUACAGUUUCAACGGCGAAGGAUACGCCGUGAGAAACAGAGUCUCAUCUGGUCCGUAUAAUAAAUAUAUGUUUGGGGUCUCAAUCAAUUUUCGGACAUACGAUGAAAAUGCAUUGCUAUUUCUAGCCAUCAACAAAGAUAAUAAUCAGCACAUCAUGAUCUUCCUGCGAGAAGGUAGAGUGAUCCUCCAUGUCGGCUAUGGUGGAAACGUCAGUAUGGAAAUGUCCUCGACGUACAAGUAUAACACCGGUAAUUGGACAAAAGUGGAUGCUUUCCGACAAUAUCAGGUUCGCAAGAACAUUGAAAAGUGCAGUUUGAGUAUCGGUGGCGAUAACGACAAGCGAAUUGGUGCACCCACACCGCAACCCAAGAAGGAAGACAUUCCGGACUUGGCACAAGCCAAAUAUUAUAUUGGCGGGCUACCGCCGAGCUUCCGCGCCGAGAAGCUGAUGUUGCCUUCGCAGGUAUCAUUCCUCGGAUGCAUGUCUAAUAUCAUAGUUCAAGAGGGCUACGACCCGAUGGCCGAGCAGUAUUAUGGAGUAGAGCCUAGUUGUAGUAAUAAGCCAUUAAGGAUCGUUGGAUUUUACGGAGAUGGAUACCUCGAGCAUGACUCAUUCACUUUUCGAAAAAUUCACUCCGUACUGAGCUUCUCCUUCAGGACCAUGCAGGAAGCAGCUAUGUUGCUUCUCUCCACGUUUGAAGGUCGCGAAGACAAAUUGAGCGACAAUCUCAAUGAAGAAGCAAAAAGAGAUAGUUAUUACUCUGUUUGCAUACUCAAUGGACAAGUACAAGUUCGCUUGAAUGCCGGCAAAGGUGAGAUGGUUCUCCAAUCGAACAACACUUUCAACGAUGGAAAGUAUCAUUCAAUCACCAUCAUAAAGAAGAGAAAAGAGAUAGAAUUGAGAAUCGAUGAUGCGUAUCAGACUGCAGGAAAAUUACCUAGCAGCAUCGCAAUCAAAUCUCCCGAUUCAAACGGAGGACUUUUCUUUGGUGGACUACCAGCUCUCAUUAAUAACACUAAAAUGGUCGCUACAAAUACACCUCUGUACGGUGCUAUCAGAGAUGCGAUUUUUAACGACGAAAUCAUUCGAUUCGAUGAUGCCAUUAAUUUCGAUCACGCCUUAAUCGGUCGUUCGGGACCGAACAUAGGAAAAGAUACGCCGAGUUACGCGCCCUCGGCAUCGUUGUCCCGAGGAAUGUCCACGCAACCGGAAGGAUGUCAGAAGGUGCCUUAUUACUCGCUUGAACCAGGCGCUCUGAAAUUUGGCGACAAGUCGCACAGUCACACGCAGCUUUAUCUCACCUUCAAACAAUUUUGGCAGACAAAAUACAGGCUAGAAUUUGACUUCAGGACAUACUACCCCAACGGGUUGCUCUUUAUCACUCCGGGUGUGAAGUUAAGACAUUAUUUAAUGAUGGUCAUCCGAGACGGGCAGCUUCUUUUGUUGCUAAAGACCAAACAAAGAAAGGAGAUGUUGCUCAAGACGCCAUUUAAUGAUGGCAAUUGGCAUCACGUCGUUAUCAAUCACGAUGAGAGAAGACUCACUCUGCUGGUGGACACCCAAACACCGCGUGUCCUCAAAAUACCGAAGAAGAUAGCUUUAACACCCAUGAUGUAUAUCGGUGGUCUUCCGGAAAGCGGAACGCCCAUUCCAGAGCAAGUAGUCGUCAAACUGGAAACUCUAAAGGGUUGUAUCAGAGGCUUGAAAAUCAACGGAACCGUCUACGACAUGGUAGGCUCCAACAGUAGAGCCUUCAAUGUCGGCCAGUGCUUCCCGAGCGUUGAAAGCGGGGCAUAUUUCCAGGACGAGGCGUACGCCGUUUAUCAGAACAACUUCGAGCUGGGCGCCGUACUCGAACUUCAACUGGAAUUCAGAACGUCGGAACUGUCCGGGGUGUUGCUGUCCAUUAGCGCGCCCGGUGGCUCGCCCUCUCUGUCCUUGGAACUUAACAAUGGCCGAGUGAUCAUGUCGGGUGAUCUGGGUGACCACAAUCCGUUGUACGUAGAACAACGAUUCGCCAGCCCAUACGCGAUCUGCGACAAUCGAUGGCACAGAAUCCAAGCCGUGUACAACGAUGAAGAGUUGGCGCUCAAGGUGGAUGAGUUGGAUCAGAAAUAUGGUCUGCCUACGAACGUCAAUUAUCAUUUCAUGGGUUCCACCGCCUCCGGUCCAUUAUAUAUAGGCGGUAUACCAGCAUCAGCUGAGAAAGGCUCGUUGAUAACGCGGGACCACUUCAACGGGUGCAUCAGGAAUGUGAUGAUAGGAGGGGAGAGACGAGACUGGACGGACAUGGCCGAGCUGCACAACAUUCAUCUGAGCUCGUGCCCAGUUCAAUGAUAGCGAAACGCGAAGAGAGAGACAAUUGCUUCGACGAUCAGCAUUUUUUUUUACAAUUCCAAAGACUGUUCGAGGAAUUCGCGGUCGCACCGGAAUUAACGUGCCAUAUAUUCGCAGACGACGAUUUCUGUAAGACCUUAGACUUUAACAAAGCCAAAAGAUGCUAAUCGUUUCGUUAGGCUAAAGAUCGUAACUUAAAGGCUAGAAAGGAAAAUAAAGAGACCGUACGGAUCGGUCUCGCGAUAAAUAUAAAUGAUGGCACGAAUGAGCAAUUUCGUCGCAAAUACGUGCGCGUGCGAAACGCAUGGACAUUUACGCGCAAAUAGCAAGAAAAACCACUGCCAUAUAGUUUAAUUACUCGUCGCAAACAACUUGUGUACAUCAGUAUUUAAAUGCUAUUAUUUAUUAUUAUUAACGUAGAUCCAAUCUCGUGAUCUCGUGAUCGUAGCGUCAACGAUAAAGCAAAACGCGAGUUAUACACGUUUUAUACUUUUAUAGCGAAUAAUAGACUAUGGAGCUCGAUAUGCAUGUACAUUGUGGGAGAUCGAUUUUAGAUCUAAAGAUUUCGAAGAGAAAGGAAAACGUACAAGUGCCCUGUAAAAAGAUAAGUGUCCUUUAAUCACACGCACACAGAGCGAGAGAUAAUCUUCGAAGGAUAUUUUUAAUAUUUAAUGACAUUCUCUCUCGAUACACCCACAGAUUCUCUCAUUAAACUGUAAUAUAUUAUACAUAUGCAAAAAAUAAAAUUAACAAAUGGCGCAUCUGCUGUUAUGUAUAAAAUAUAUAUACACAAGAGAACUACGGCUGUGUCAUUUUGAUUUAUCCGCACUUUUAUUCUAAAAAAAUCUCUAUAGACUUUUCGGGAAAUCAUGACGCAGCCUUAUAGAAAAUCUUAGAACAAUUUCAUCUUUCUUUCAAAACAAAGAUUAAAUUCAAAAUUAAGUACUAAAAGAAUUGAGCUUAAAAAGAUAGAGAGAAAGAUGAUAAAACGUUAUGUUUUAUAGUCGUUGACGAGUACUUUUUGUUAUACUGAAUUUGUAUUUACAGAUAUUUAAUGUAAAAGAAAAUCGAAAUUUCUCAAAACAUGCUGUUUAUGUUUAAAUUAUAAUUAAGAUCAGCUUUGCCUUCGCGGAAGAGUAAAAAGUCUUUUACACGACACACGCACAUACACACAAAUGGGUUAUUAAAUUUUAUUGAUGACAUUCGCUGCGAAGAGAUACUAACAGUAAAUUAUGACCCAAAUCUUACAUGAUAUACUGAAUAAAUAUACAUAUCGUCGAGUAGGUAGGUAUACGUUCGUUUUUUUUAUAUGUAUAUAAAAACAUAAUAUAUUUACAGACACGCGCGUGUGUGACGCGGAUAUAGAGAACUAAUUCGCCUUGACGUGUUGAAAUUUUUGCGACAAUAAAAAUCGGCAAUUAUAUAUAUAUAUAUAUAUAUAUA